AUGCAUGAUGAUGUUUCAUCUCCAUCCGCGAUUCCUGUGGAAGCUGCACAGCUUCCAAAAGAAUAUCCCCUUCAGCUUGGCCUGGCGUACUUGCUGCUUGUCGGUUAUUUGGUUCGAACACUCUUUGUGAGUCUAAGCUUGCCUGCAUCCGUCGGUGUCAUACUGACUGGAUGGAGUUUCAGCUACUUCAUUCAGGAAGACAUUUUCAUGGGCAGAGAUAUGCUGCAAGAACUAGCUUUUUUCUUGGUGCUGUUGACUGCAGGCCUGGAGAUUUCCAUCCUUCAUCUGAAGCCGUACUUCUUUGUGUUGGCCCUGGUUCCUUGCACAGCAGAGCUGCUAACCAUCGCAGCGUAUUCGGUCUGUAAUCUGGGCUUCACCUGGGCUGAAGGUCUGAACCUUGGCACCGUGCUGGUUGCCGUUGGUGAUGGCCUGGUGAUACCAAAGAUGAAGGAGUUCAGCGCGAUGCACAGUCAGCAUCCGAUGCCCUACUUGAUGCUUUGCUGGGCUCCAGUAGAGGCGAGCUUCGCGCUAACCCUAUUUGGAGUAUUCACAGCGCUGUCAGCUCCUGCCACAAUGCCAAGCCUCAAUGUCAUCUUGCUACUGGCAUCAACAGUCAUACGUAUCGCGGCGACGGUGGUAGCGGGAGCAGCACUGGGUUAUGCCGCUGGCUUCCUCAUUGACAGAAGAAAGCAGGUGACUCUGUUCGGGCACUCCGUGUUCACCAACCAACCUGUUGAAGCAUUCCUGAUGCUGUUAGCCAUAGCCCUUUGUGCCUAUGGUCUUGGGAGUAGCACAAAAGGCAGGCCGACACUGCCGCUCUUCUUUGGCUGUGGUUCGCUCUUUCAGCCAGAGCUCAUGGUCAUCGUCACGGGAUCCACCUUCGCGAUGUUUUGCGAAAGCCACUGCCCGAAGAUCCUGGCGCAGGUUGAAACAAUCAUGGGCGGAGUCUGGGUGUUUGCGCAGUUGGUGCUUUUUGCUAUGCUGGGCAGCAAGACGAGUCCAUCCAUUUUUCCGAACCUGGUAACGGUACUUCCUAUUCUGGCGGUGGGACUUCUUGCUCGUUUUGCUGGAGUCUUGGUCAGUGUCAGAGCAACUGUCGAUCAACGCAGAACACACAACCAAGGUCUUCGGCAAAUGCUUGCGGAUGCGUGCUUUUGCUUUCUCUCUGUCCUACCUCGAGCCACCAUCCAGGGAGCCUUGGGUGCUGUGCCUGUGAAUCAACGCUUCUUCCAGGAUGAAGCACGAGAAGACAGGAGCGAGGCUCGCCAAUUCAUCUUUACAGCGGCACGGCUGUACAUUUUCUGCAUGUCCAUCUUCGGGAUGUUCCUGCUGAACACGUUCGGUCCCAUGCUGUUGGAGGAAUCGAAGGAUCGACCAGAAGAAGAGGAAGCCUUCAUUCAUGAUCGAGAUGCAUCUGACAUGGAGCAGUUCGAUCGAGCAUAUCAAAGUGAUUCUCAUGAGCCGGAUGAAUACAUAAUCCAGUUGGCCACUCUACUCGGGCAGGAAUACGACAUUCCAGCUCCAGUGGUGAUGUCGCUCUUGGACGAGCACAGCAAGGUCACAUCUUCCGUAUUUGGAGACCUGUCUCCGAUUCCUGAGAGGGACUCUGAUGAGGCUCGAGUCCUCACGGCCAGAACCGAUGAGUCUGAGGCAUCUCCGUCAGCGAAGACAGAUCCUGUGAGACCUUCCGUUCGUUUUGCGGAUCUACCGCCCAGACCACGAUCCGAAACCGAGCCAGCGCCACGGACCAAAUGGAAGAAAGAUGUCAAGAUGAAGCGCACCUGGAGCAAGAUGGAUAACUUUGCGCUGUUUGAUUCCAGAGGGCCACAAGUCGAGGAGGUACCGGAAGCUGCUCAGGAAGAGAAUCGUGACGAUGCAGGCAGACGAAAUAGGCUCUUCACGCACUGA
Molecule: messenger RNA, 1908 nt
Organism: Symbiodinium natans
Lineage: Eukaryota; Dinophyceae; Suessiales; Symbiodiniaceae
Source: the annotation of a GenBank genome assembly